CCACUUCAAGGGCUAUCCCCCUUCGGAGCGAGCGGGGUAUCGUGAUGCUCACUUUGGAAUGGAAUUGACUCAUUAUGACGGCUGCUGUGCGCACGCGAGGGAAUGAACCGGUUGGAUAGGAUGAAGACGCGCAGCCCGCGUGGGAACUGCACGGGUUAGUUUGCACCGGCGAACUCCGCUCGCGCGUCAGCGAGACUUCUAACGAUCGCCGUCACAUUCCGUUCGCAGGACAGCGUUCAGCCGCACGCGCGCAAAACCCGAACGUCGAUGUCUCUUAUCCGCGCGCAGUGACGCCUCCUCGCUGUCAUGUAGGGGCUUCAUGCGAACGCGUUACUGUUGACCGAUGGGACACAAACAGAGGGUCACUCUCGGUGCGAGAAAGCAGCGCGAAGAGGAUCCGCCGUGUAUGCAAGAAACGAAUCAUUUCGGAGAGGAAAUAGAGCAAAUUGCGCUCUCUGAAAAGUUGAGUUCCAGCCGCGGGGGAGCAGGUCGAAACGCUUUAUCAUAUCUGGCAGGGAACACACUGACUGAGUGUUGCGCGUGACUGGGAUCGCGUCUGAAUAAACACCUGCCUCCGAGGACCUUAAGAACUCGAACCUGACAGAAGAUUAUUUACCGAGGAUUAAGCGUCCGUCUGAAUCACAAAAUAAUAAGGAUAUACGCGCCUGUGUUAAUAAUAACUCAUCUGGAACCGGGCGAAAAUGAGGCAGCGGUUCAAAUGCGCACAGAAUCAACCCGUUUGUUUCCAGUUGUAAGCGCUGCCCCGACCAUCCUUUGGGCGCAUAUCUGUUGUUUUUCAAACAGAGGUCUGUCACCCCGGAGAGGAGCAUCCGGACAGCUGCGUCUGGAGCGGAGGAGCGCUGUGCUGUUUGAAGGUUUCUGCAGAAAAACGCUGGAGCAAUGAGUCGCAUCCUCCAUCCACAGGUGUUGACCAUCUGGAUUACACUAAUCUCCAGGGCAACAGCUGACUUGACCUGCGACGCUCUACUCCUGCUCUCCACAAAUCUUACAGCUCGCACUUUGAUCCUGUGGAAUCAGACGUCUAGUCCCACCAAUUCUACAGGUUUGUUCUGUAACACUUCGAUUGAUGGCAUUGGGACAUGCUGGCCCAGAAGCAGUGCUGGAGAAGUGGUGUCCCGUCCCUGUCCAGAGACCUUCCUCGGAGUCCGUUACAACACCACCAAUAACGUGUAUAGAGAAUGUCUUGCCAAUGGCACCUGGGCGAAGAAGGGAAACUACUCCCAAUGUCAGGAAAUCCUCAACGAGGAGAAGAAGAGCAAGCUGCAUUACCACAUUGCAGUCAUCAUAAACUACCUGGGACACUGUAUCUCUCUGGGAGCCCUGCUGGUCGCCUUCAUCCUCUUCAUGAGGCUCAGGAGUAUCCGGUGUCUGAGAAAUAUCAUCCACUGGAACCUGAUUACAGCAUUUAUCCUGCGAAAUGCCACCUGGUUCGUGGUGCAGCUCACCAUGAACCCAGAGGUGCAUGAGAGCAAUGUGAUCUGGUGCAGGCUGGUCACAGCAGCGUAUAAUUAUUUCCAUGUGACCAACUUCUUCUGGAUGUUUGGAGAGGGCUGCUAUCUGCACACAGCCAUAGUACUGACAUACUCCACCGACAAACUGAGGAAAUGGAUGUUCAUCUGUAUAGGCUGGUGUAUUCCAUUCCCCAUCAUCGUCGCUUGGGCCAUUGGCAAGCUGUACUAUGACAAUGAAAAGUGCUGGUUUGGGAAACGGGCCGGCAUUUACACUGAUUAUAUUUACCAGGGUCCCAUGAUCCUGGUCCUGCUGAUUAACUUCAUUUUUCUCUUCAACAUUGUGAGGAUCCUGAUGACUAAACUGAGGGCCUCCACCACCUCAGAGACCAUUCAGUACAGGAAAGCAGUGAAGGCCACACUGGUUCUUCUGCCGCUGCUGGGCAUCACAUACAUGCUGUUCUUCGUCAACCCAGGCGAGGAUGAGAUCUCACAGAUUGUCUUCAUUUACUUCAACUCUUUCCUAGAGUCCUUUCAGGGCUUUUUUGUGUCAGUGUUCUACUGCUUUUUGAACAGUGAGGUACGCUCAGCCGUUCGUAAGCGGUGGCAUCGCUGGCAGGAUAAGCACUCCAUUCGGGCGCGGGUGGCACGGGCCAUGUCUAUACCCACCUCUCCAACACGGGUCAGUUUCCACAGCAUCAAGCAGUCGUCUGCCGUCUGACCAGAACAGAAGUGAAGCAUCUACCCCCGUUUCUUCUGCUCCCGCUCUUUCCGUCCUCUAACCAUCCACAUCCUCUGCAAAACCCAGGGAUAACAGCUAUGGGCCAAACAGGGUAUGAUCCUCAGCUGAAACAUAGAUGAAGGCUGGAAAUGUACAGAGAUAACGAGGUCCACCUGCCAAACACAGAGGGGAAAAACUGCUUCAGAAACAGAUUAGAGCAUCGGUGGUCUCAGACAGCAAUGGGAGACCGUGGGAGGAACCUGACACACACACACACACAAAGAAAGGUUGAUAAAUACUGGCAUAGUGUAUUUAUUCAAUAGACAGAGUUAUAUAUGUCACAUCCUGUUCUUGAGUUUUCUUUCGUCGGAGAGCUCAGAUUAUUCCUAACUAUCAGAGUAAGAUGCUAUAUAAUAUACACUACAUGGCCAAAAGUAUUGCGAGUGCUAGCCAUACAUGUGUCUGAAUGGGAUCAAAUCCAUAUUCCAACAUCUACUGGAAACCUUCCCAGAAGAGUGGAAGCUGUUAAGGAGGAUAAACUCCUUAUUAAUGCCAAUAGUUUUAGAAUUAAUUGCUCAGAAAUCACAUUUUUGUGCAUCCACAAACUUUUGGCCAUAUAGUGCAAAUAGUCUUAGGAGUUUUAAAACAAAAUAACAUAAUCAGAGAAGAAGAAAAAAAGAAGUUUUCCAAUUGGAAAGCGAACUGUAUCUUUGACAGAUCUUAAUGUGAACUUUCAUUAUUGUUAUUGAAUCGUUUGACUGGAUACAUUGGGGACAAAUGUGUGGCGUUUUCUCCGAGAUGUUCAGCUUGUGACCCUUAUUUUUUUUUUCUCACCCUUCACUCGCUGCUCUUCAUUGCCCACGUUGUUGCAGCUAGUAAUAGUUUCUAUGAGCAAACUCGUUGAACGUGGACACGUUUCGCACUGAUAUGAUGAGUACAUCAGUCGCCGUGUAUAUCAUGCACUGCGAAAAUUGUAAACAGUUUUUACAAAGAUGAAAGGUAUGUGUUAAUGCUCUCUAAGCCGGUUCGCAUCCUGGGACUCAAGGAUAUGUCUAAACCCUGGGGAAAAAGAGGAAGGAAGCUCACAGGAAAGGGAACAACAUCAUGAAAGACUCUCAUGCCUGCUAAGGUAGAAGACGGUACGCUCCGAUGCUAAACACAUAACACAAUCUUUUAAAUAAGGGGUUUAUCACAGAACAAAGAAAGGAUUUUGAUUUUAUCCUGCAUUUGGAGCCUCAGCCAAGCGAUUGAAUGUAUUUCAAUUAAGCACUCCAGCUCUCCUGUUCAUAUAAAUUCCCACUUAUCUAGCCGUUUUACGAGAUGAUCAUAGUACAAAAUACUUGAGAAGUUGGAUUCUGAAGACUCUUUCAAAAAAGUCUAAUUCUAAUCACGCGUGACUGGAAGCUGUUGGUGGUUUUGUUGCCCAAGAGCCUUAUACGGAUAGCUCACCCAAAAAUGACAAUUCGGUCAUCAUUUACUCAGCCUCAUGUUUAUCUAGCCGCGUGACUGCGUUUCAUUCAGCAAACAAGGAAGACGUUUUAAAGAAUGUACACCACCCUUCAGAAGUUUGAGUCAUUAAAUUUUUUUAACUGCAUAAAAAAAUGCCAACACAGUGUUAUGACCAAUUUGUACGUAUUUAACGAGGUGGCUUAUUUGUAUAAAUUCGUACAACCUCACUUUUGUCUAGUGACACAGUGACGGUUUAAUGGUGUGGUGAGGUGUAGGUGCGGGCCACUCGUCGAAAGUAUAUACGAUUUCAUGAAAAAUGUAUGCAUUUGUAUGAUUGAGGUCAUACAAAUUAGCCAACUCGUUAAACAUGUUCAUAUGAAUUGCUGUGCGAUCGGGAUGAGUAUACACUUGAGGACUGCAACAAAUCGGAUAAAUGUAUAAAUGAGUUGAACUGAAUCGGUUUGAUUUGUGAACUGCUCUUGUUAACUUGGUCAUCUGAUUCAAUGAAAAGACUCUUUAUGAUCUGUUCACAAAUGUUCUGCUACGUUCACAAUUUGUUCGGAAAAUCAUGGGGUUGAGUAAAUGAUGACAGUUUUCAUUUAGAGUGAGCAAUCCUGUUUUAAAAUGUCAGUUUUUUUAUAUGAAGCAAGGUGCAUUUCAAUAUUUACAUUGCUACUAGUGUGGGCAGAAAUUUAUGGACAGCAGGGAAGCUACUGUGUCAUUUGUGGACCAUAUAUAUAAUUUUUUUUCUCUAGUUUCUCUGGACAGCUGUUCUGUGUGGAAGUACAUUUGAAAAAAUAGAUGAAUUGUGCACUUUUGUGUUUUCUAGGACCAGCUUCUUCAAUUCAAAUCCCAACAGAAUUGGGCUCAGCUAAAUCUGCUCCUAUAUCAUUACAGUCAAGAGAGAUCUGCAUGCCUCACACAGGGCCAUUUAACAUCCAUCCAUGUGUUAUAACCAUCGUCGAGAUGAGCCGCCAAUGACCGAGUCCUGUGACCGCUCACUGCUGACUCAGCACAGUAAAGCAGAUUUAGCUUUUGUGCUCAUACAUCCAAUCAAUCACAUCUGAUAGGGAGAGCAAGGUUGUAAAAAAAAAAAAAAAACUGACUCAGGACCUUCAUCUAUGCCUCUGUGCUCUUCUGACCUUCCUGACGUACUUGUGUGAGAAUCAUUUGUAAAGGCUUCAGCAGAUUCCACAUUCAGUCAUGCUUGUCGUGUACGUGUCCCGUAGCACCAUAUAUACGAGUUAGACAUCUAGUUGUAUAUAUAUAGGAUGACUAGCAUUGUGAAGUUUGCUAUCUACCAUAUAGCAGUGUGUGUAUCUGACAAACUAAGGACCAAGCUUGUGUCACUGCUGCUAGUAAACUGAAAAACAAGGUUCGUUUUAAUGUCGCUACUAAGUUUAGGACUAAGGCUUUGUUUUUGUUUUUUUAAUUUUUAGGCUGUGCAAAGUAAUUUUGCAGUGAAAUCUGAUCUGAUUGUUCUGACAUUGUAGUAAAUAUCAGGAUGCCAGCAACUGAGAGCUGGAAAGAGCGUACAAAAUGUCAUGACAUCUAUCCACUCUGCUGAACUCACAAGGCGCAUAAGGAAACAUGAUUUUAGCUAUUCAUGCAUAUUUUGUGCACAAAACUGCCUUUUUGUGCACUCUUCGCUAAUUGAGGAAAAGGUGAGAUAGUAUAUUCUCAGUAAGAUAUUAUUCAGCAAGAUGCAGUAAAGAUGCAAUUUUUUUAAAAAACAUAUUACAUAGCUGAUAAAAAAAAAUGCUGUUCCUUUGCAGCCCCUGUUCAUCAAUGAGCUCAGAAUUGAUUUAUUUUUUUACAGUUUUUAACAUCUUCCAAAAACGUUAAAAAUAAUCUCACUGACCUCAAACUUUAGAAUAGUAGAUUUUACAUAUUGUAGCACCCCAAAUAAUGAUUAAAAUAUCUAAAAUCAGAUUUUUAAAUGAUUUAAAAAUGUUGUCUCUGUCUGUGGUUACUUAUUGUAUAAAGCCCAUAAAAUGGCCCAUCAAAAAAAAAGCACAAUAGAUUAGUGUACAAAAAAAUAUCAGGAGAUAAUGUACAGUCAAACGGUCAUUAAGGGGUUUAUUUUGAGACAGUGACCAUCUGAUUAUACAUUGUUCCACUUAUUUGGCCGCUGCUUAUCAUUUAAAUGUGAGAUGGAUAUUGAUUUUAUUUGAAAUGAUUUGAUUAUGUCAGAAGAAAGAGGGCGCAGAGAUUUUCAGAGACAUGUUUAGUCAGUCUGGCUGCGAUUGACCAAUCAGAUUCAUGUAUUCCAGCAAACCUUGUAAUGAAAAUAGAGAAACUAAGAAUAGCUGGAUGCUGAAUAGCAAAACUCUUCAGACAGUGAUGAAUGUGAUGUGGACAGAAAUGAGAGCGGCAGAGGUUACUAUUUAUGUCGAACAGAUCUGUUUGCUGGUGCGUGUGGAAUCGCGUCACCUGAGGGAUCUGAUUUAGCUUCAUGGGCCUGAAGACUUUCACAGCACUGCUCAGACACACUCCAUCAGCCUUUCCCUCACUAUUUAUAGCACUUUAAUAGUAAACAGCUCAGAUGUUCACUUCGUAUACAAACCUGUGGGGCUACUAAUGAAAAGGCCAUUUAGAGACAGAGGUGCAGUCUAUACAACAUUAUAACAAUAUUACAAUAUAUUACCCUCCUGAAGAGCUAAAUUAGUGACGUAUCUAGUGAAUUAGGUGUUAGUUGGAACCUUAUUCUAGUGGAACCAUGUCUAAUCGUACUUAUACCUUUCUUAGGCCACAUGAAACAUAAUCCAGUGUCAUGUAUAUUAUUUACAAAUCAUUAAUUAAUCAGUUCCGGAAAGUAGCGCCACGAUUUUACUACAUUGAUUGGCAUUAGAUGCAAAUCCACUCUUAAAAAUAAAGGUUCCUCAUGGGCAUCUAUGAGAAACAUAUAACUUGCACAGAACCUUUCAAUUUCACAAAAGGUUCUUUAUAAGUGUUCACCAGAUAAUUGAAAUGUUCAUCACGUUAAGAAAAACUGUUUCUUUUAGGAACUGUUCAAUGAAAGGAUCUUCCGGGCACCCAAAAUUGUUCUUUACGGGCUAAUGGUUUAAAACAGACCUUUAUGUUUAGAUAUAUCUAUCUAUCAGGUUGUUUUUUGAAGGUGAAGUGUGUCCUCUAAACAGGUCCCAUUUUAAUACACAACUGUGUGUAAGCCAUUCGCAGUUUUAUAAGGAGAAAAAAACCUGCUAUGGCUCUGUGAACAUUGCUCUGUUUGCUUGAGCGAAUUUGAUUUCACGAAUGAAAGUGCGAGUACCUGGUGUGCUGUUAGUUUUCUAGAUGACCAGAUUCUUGAUUUUCUCUCAGCAAGCGAAAAAAAAAAAAAAAAAGAGCGAAAAACCCUGUAGACUUAAAUUAAAGGAGCUACCUGAGCCGUAUCUCUUUGGGCUUGGACCAGUAAGCGACAAUCUAGCAACCAUCCAAGACUCCCUGGCGACCACAUCAAGGAAUAGUUCACCCAAUUCAUUUAAACAGAUUCGGAGAAAUUUUACAUUACAUCACUUGCUCACCUUAGUCACACUUCAGCUUUGAAACACCAAUGGUAAUACUUAUUUGUGGUUUUUGCGUGUAAUAGUUUGAUUUGUAUCACUUUUCCCUUUCAACUUUUGUCUGUGACCUCCAGAGAGCAGUCAGCAUUCCAAAGCUAUGAAGCAUUCUCCAUGCCCUGCGACAUAUGCGAUAUUCCAAAGUACGGCAUACACGGUGUGCUCCUCCAACGUGCCUCAGAGAAGGCCUAAAAACACAGUCUCUGCUCAAGGCUUAUCAUUUCAUCUUUGCACAUAACUCAGAUACCUUCUUCUGUUCAAAGACAAAAAUGUCCAGACUCACUAUUCUUGGUAAGGUCAGUGUCUGUAUCAGAUUUGUUGGCCGCCAUCCUUCAGCCGGAGUUGUACGUUUUCAGUAUUAGUUCAGUCAUUUCUAGUAGUGUUGUCAUUUCUGUGUUGGUGAGCCCUUGCUUAUUUUUCUAUAUCUGUGAGAAGCAACACUGGUGUCCGUGUUCGUUUCUGUUUCUUUAUUCACUGAAAAUCAUUUUCUUUGUCAAUGUUUUAGUCUUGUUUACCAGUAAAGUAUUUAAUGCGUUUCAAACACGAAUUUGCUUGAAAAAAAAAAAACUAUUAAAAAGAAUAGUAUUUCGUUUGAAUAGGUACAUUUAUCUUGCUUUAAAGAUGUUUAAGUUUUUUUACUGGAAAACAACACAAAGAUACUGAUUCAGAAAAGUAUGUUUGCAAAGUUUAUUUUCUCUUUUUUUAGAGGUUGUGAAGGAGUUCUUCCAAAGUUGUGAAAUGUACAGAAGGUCCGAACAAGUACGAGCUGUGCAGCUGUAUUUGUAACCACGAUGUCAAUACGUGAUCUUUUUUGGGUAUUUCUGUUGUGUUUAGUCACUGAUGUGAAAGUGUACAAAGAAAAAUUUAUUUAUUUAUACAUGUAUGGCACAGAAAAAAAUAUCUAUAUAUUUAUCUCACUAUUUAAAUAGGUCAGAAACCACGAGCCCACACGUGACUCAUAUCAAUAUAUCCAUAACAUUAAUGUCCAGAAUGUGUGAAGACGACGUAAUCUUGUAUGUCCUGCUUUUUGUGGUUCUGUGAGACAAUCUUUGCUAUCAUUUCUGUCAUUUUCUGCAGUGCUUCAAGAACAUUCUAUUUAUUACUUUUUUGCUCCUCUGUUUGUUUAUGACUGAUUUGGUGUUUGAGAGAAUUUAGGAACUGUACAGAAAUUUAUAUUAAAUCAGCUACACAAAGAGUAAAGUCAUAUGUUGAAGGCAUAUAGUACUGUGCUGAUCAAGAUGUGCAUUAAAUUGUUUUCUUUUUUUAAA
Puntigrus tetrazona (Sumatra barb) is the source of this 8467-nucleotide messenger RNA. It is a transcript of the gene crhr1, whose product is annotated as corticotropin releasing hormone receptor 1. Gene Ontology annotation, molecular function: corticotropin-releasing hormone binding; corticotropin-releasing hormone receptor activity; corticotrophin-releasing factor receptor activity. NCBI's taxonomy places the organism in Eukaryota, Metazoa, Chordata, Actinopteri, Cypriniformes, Cyprinidae. The coding region runs from base 901 to 2190 and encodes 429 amino acids. The record is from RefSeq and is a predicted model, not a curated record. The transcript has 14 exons. Gene Ontology annotation, cellular component: neuron projection; plasma membrane. Gene Ontology annotation, biological process: cell surface receptor signaling pathway; adenylate cyclase-activating G protein-coupled receptor signaling pathway.